CAGCAACCUCCGCGUCCAAGCAACGGAUACACUACAAUCACAAGCACUGACUCCAUCGGCGUACGUUGAACACAAGCACAAACUACGCAUCGCAGCUACGAAUCGCGAUUACCGAAGACGGCAACAAGAAGACCCGGCAACGCAGCAAAAAAAAGAAAAGAAAAACAAUGAGCUUCCAACUCCCCGCCCCCACGCACCGCAAGCGCACCCUCCCGCAGGGCGAACUCGAGGCGGCGUCGACGCUGCGCCUCGGCGCGGACCAGAACACCCAUACGCUGUCGCUGUCCGAGGCGCGGCUGGUGAUCAACAAGGUGUUGGAGAAUAAGCGGCGCGGGGGGAAGAAGUAUGAGGAGCCUGAAAACCUCACCAAAACCCUGGACUACCUGGAGGUGUUUGCGCGGUUCAAGGACGAGGAGAACAUCAAGGCGGUGGAGCGGUUGUUGAACUCGCAUACAGAGUUGGAGAUGUUUGAGCGGUCGCAGCUUGGCAGUCUGUGCUGCGAUAAUGCGGAGGAAGCGAAAUCGCUCAUCCCGAGUCUGCAGCAUAAGAUCUCGGAUGGGGAUUUGCAGGAGCUGUUGGAUGAGUUGACUAAGUUGCGGAACUUCACUGAGUAGAGGUGAUUAUGGUUAAACAUCUGCUUCUGCGGAUUUGCUUGAAAGUUUGGGAGGGGGAAAGGAAAUUCUAGCAUGGAGUUCUGGUGUUGUUUUUUUGGUCUUGUUUUAUCUUGUCUUGUUGUUGAUGUGUUGGUCAGUGGAACGGGGUAAGUUAUAGUAGAGGGAUUUGUUUAUGGCAAGGGAAUCAUGUCGUCAUGCAUGGGAUGGGCAGAAAGUGUAGACUACUACUAUAUCCAUGAUGACCACGGAAAUCUCCUCAAAAGCGAUUGCACCGUUCGGAAAGUUAAUAAAAUCGCCGGAUAUCACACCAAG
Molecule: messenger RNA, 926 nt
Organism: Aspergillus uvarum CBS 121591
Lineage: Eukaryota; Fungi; Ascomycota; Eurotiomycetes; Eurotiales; Aspergillaceae
Product: DNA-directed RNA polymerase II subunit RPB4
Exons: 3
Coding region: 168-614 (148 amino acids)
Biological process (GO): nuclear-transcribed mRNA catabolic process, deadenylation-dependent decay; transcription initiation at RNA polymerase II promoter; positive regulation of translational initiation
Cellular component (GO): RNA polymerase II, core complex; P-body
Molecular function (GO): translation initiation factor binding; nucleotide binding
Source: RefSeq, a predicted model, not a curated record